Molecule: messenger RNA, 2469 nt
Organism: Recurvomyces mirabilis
Lineage: Eukaryota; Fungi; Ascomycota; Dothideomycetes; Mycosphaerellales; Teratosphaeriaceae
Exons: 4
Coding region: 1-2469 (822 amino acids)
Biological process (GO): DNA-templated transcription
Molecular function (GO): zinc ion binding; magnesium ion binding; holo-[acyl-carrier-protein] synthase activity
Source: RefSeq, a predicted model, not a curated record
AUGCCGCCUCGACCUUUCCCGUUCCCGCUAGGCAUCGGCACAGACAUCGUGGACACGCGGCGCAUCCGAGGGAUAUUACUGAAAGGACAAUCGCAACCCGGCCACGCGAACCUCUAUCGUUUCCUCCGAGGCUUUCUUUCGUGGCGCGAACAAGCAAUCUUCUGGCAGGUGUUCCACCAAGGCCCUGAGGUUGUCUAUGAUGACUUGCCAAUGGCGGUCAGGUAUCUGAGUGGAAGAUGGGCGGCGAAAGAGGCGGCGAUUAAAGCUGUUGGGCAUCGCAGACUGUCCUUUCGACAUGUCCAGAUCCUACCCAGCUUGCCGCCGCCAAGAUCAGGACCACUGUAUGCACUUAUUCUGGACAAACCUGCCUCGGCGUACAACAGGACCGUGCAGAAGGAUGGUUCCGACAGCGAGGAGUCGCCCGAUGACAGCCUGUCGCCAAAUGAGACACCGAGCGGGCGCAACAGAUCUAUACUCACCACUGACCCGAUUCCUGGUGAGCUGCAAAAUGACGACGUGGACGGGCAGAUAGCAAAAAUUAGUAUUAGUCAUGACGGCGAGUAUGCUACUGCGGUGUGUUUAGCUGUGGAGGAGCCUAGAGAGGGCGAUGUUGGAGCUCCUGGGCCGCAUGUAGAUGAACAGGACGUGAUCGCUGCUGGACGGUGUCCUGUGCCUGAUCUCCGGACGGACAAUGAGUAUCCUGUCGCAGCAGAUUUCUGGACGGCACUGACACGGGAAGUGACGGCUGUACGAGCGGCUCUCGAGACGCCAGACGAGGAUGAUGGCUGUUAUGUCGGGCGACCAGAUGAAGCUGAACAUAUCCACUGCCUGCCAGGAGCCCUCUCUCAGGACUCCCGCUUGAAGGAUGUGCUGUUCGAGGUGUAUCGAGAACGCGUGGACAGCGUCUUCAAGCCUGUGAUAUUUCCCAGAGUGAUGCAAGAUCUGAUCGGUACUCAAGAUCAGUCGUCGCCACAAGCUCUCAUGGUCGCCAUCCGCUACAUGGCAGUAUGCAGUCUUAGUGAAUUCGAGUGCGUGCAGCUGCUGGGGCAAAAGCAAGAUAUCGUCCUCGAUAGCUACCGGCAUGCUACGGAAUCUGCGAUCUCCGCAGCGAGGAUACUCGAAGCGCCAACCGUACGAGGCCUACAGGCAUUUGUGAUCUAUCUGCAAGCACUGAGGACACGCCGAGGUCAUGCGCUGAAUUGGACACUGCUUGCUGUAGCCGUACGCCUGGCAAGCGCAUUACAGCUUGGGAAGGAGGAUCCUAACACAAUGGACUUUGAGACGCUGGAGUCUCGUAGACGACUGUGGUAUAGCAUAUGCAUCAUGGACACACAGGCCACGCUCGAUCGAGGAUCCGCGCCUAUGAUAAGGGCAAGCGCUCUUGGUCCGCCACCCCUAGAUAAUGACGACGUGGAAUGCAUGUCGAUCAUCACGCCUCCAGCCAAGCCAUCAUAUGGUCCUAAGUUCACAGACAUGACUUUCACGACCAUGACGAAUCAAGCCAUGGUCUGCCAUAAGAGACUAUGUGAUGUUCGAUGCACCAACGAACAAGACUGGGAAAGCUGGAACAAAAAGUUGCAAAUCUUCAACGACCUCGAAGCCUCAUACGAUCGCAGCUACCUCUCCAUCGACCUCAGCAGUGCCCGUCCGAUCGAGAUACUGACUCGAUACGCCGCCGAAACCAUCCUCGCCUGUACACGCCUCCUUCUCCGUCGACCACCCUUCAUCCAACAAUACAACGCCAUCCCACCUUGGGAUGACUUCAACCCCAUGCUCGCCGCGACAGACGUGCUAGAACGGCAUCUGCGAUUCGAGUACCGUGAACUAGCACCCUGGGCGUGGAAGGAAUGGCCGCCGUUGUACGCACUAGCUGUGGCUCUAGCUGAAUUGUGUCGAAGCCCGUCUGGUCCGGAAGCCAAUAGGACAUUUGUCGCUUCGUGUGGGAUCUUCAGGAGGUAUUCGUGUUUGCCGAAUGAUGAUCCUGAUCAGGGGAUGCUUUGGAAGCCGAUUGCAAAGUUGCUGAGGAGGGUCACGAGACUGCGUAGUGAGCAUCUAGCACUACCGCCAAAGGGACUGUCAAACCCAGCUCAGCUCGAUGCGGUACAGUUGGCCUUUGACGGGAAUGAUGGUCGUGCAUCCGACGUUGAUGUGCCGAGGAUCUAUGGUAUGGAUGAUCUAGAUGCCUGGCUGAAUGAGAACAAUGCUCUGUUCAGCGACAGUACAAUACCAGCAGCACAAGACGAAGGUGGAUCGGCUACGACAAUUUUUGAUCUGAACCCCGAGCACGGUGUCUCCUGGCUGGACUGGGACGCCCUGAUCAACGACAAAGCCGAGCCACAUCCAUCUAGGAAAAGCACAAGUCUCUACAGGAAAGGCUUGACAACCUCAGAAUCAAUCCUUCCAAUCCGCCCCACGACCUCCUCCCAUAGCGUUUCGGCCAUUCUUUGUCCACGCUCACUAUCCAUAUAA